CAGAGCGCGCCAACGUCAGUCGCAUUGGAAGCCCCGGGCCGAGAGGUUGGACGCGGUCGCGUUGCGUAGCAGACAGGGCGAGCAGCGCGCAAGCCGGCGAGUGGAGUUACACCUGUGGAGUGCCCCGAGGGACUUGGAAUAUCUCUUGUUCGUUCGUGUUUCGUGCGCGCGUGGGAAGUGGCGGAGUGAAAACCCGGCGACGACGAUCUCGUCGGCAGUGAAUUUGUAUUUUUCUUAGUUUUGUUUAUGUGUGAUUAUUUUCUGCGUGUGAAAAGUGCUGUGUGAAACUUCAAAUCACCACCCGCUGCCAAAUACCCGGUUCUGGAGUUUACCGAGAGAGUGCCUGUGAUUGUGAUUCAGUGUGUGCUCAACUUCGUCAAGACUCUCGCCACCUGCGCAGCCAUGGAGCGUGUUGGAGUUGUGCUGUUGCUCGUCGCUUCUUUACAAGGUCUGCUGGCCGUACACGUGGAGGUGUUCCCGGCCGAGUCCGUCGUGUCGGUCGGCCAGAACGUGUCGAUGCUGUGCCGGGUCUCGGUGCCCAUCCAGUACUGCCGCAUCGUGGUGCCCGGGCUGGAGGCGCCGCUCAACCUGAACCCGGUGCGGGGGCCGACGCCGCCCUCCAACGCCGUCUACCUGGGCGACGGCCUUGAGAAGGGCCACUGCGGCGUGUCGAUCCCGAGCGUCGAGGACAAGUACAACGGCGUGUUCAAGUGCACCGUCGGCGUCGCCACCGAGGCGCACGAGAGCGAGGGCGCCAUGGUCGUAGUCGUAGCGCGCGCCCCCAAGGUGCCCCCCGUCAUGGAGCUGACGCGGCCCCGAGACCCCCAGGACAGCUACCAGGAGGGCGAGCGCUUCCUCGCGACCUGCGAGGUGCCCGAGGGCAGACCGGCGGCCAACAUCACGUGGUUCAUCGGUGACGACCCCGUGACGGAGGACCUGGCCCGGCCCGAGAUCUUCGAGAACAGGAAGGACAACCUGUUCAGCAUCCGCCAGAACCUGACCCGGGAGGUGCGCUGGAGCGACAACGGCAAGGAGCUGCGCUGCGUGGCCUCGCACCCCAUCAUCGGCAUGGACCCCGCGCGCACCACCGCGCGCAAGCGCAUCAACGUCAAGUUCGCCCCCAAGCCCGCGCCCGGCGACCUGGAGCAGUUCGGCUUCAUCGAGGGCGAGGAGGGGCUCAUCGCCGUCCGCAUCAAGGCCAACCCCAAGCCCAGCUUCCUGUGGACCGUCGGCCGGGAGAACAUCGACGAGGGCAGCCUCGACACCACCGGCCACUUUGAAGUGGGCUUCGCCGAGCCCAAGGGGUACGGCGAGUGGGAGACCAAGCUGCACAUCCGGCCCGUCACCAAGGACGACGUUGAACGCGAGUACAGGGUGCAGGCCACCAACACCAUCGGCCAGCAGGACUACGUCGUCCGGAUCUCCACGAGCUCUCAGCCUAGAGCUAUGGCGGAGAUGGGGGCUGGAGCCAUUGUUGGAAUUGUUAUCGCAGUUCUCCUUGUACUUCUCAUCAUUUUCAUUGUCGUCUUUGCUCGAGCCACUGGCAGAUGGUGCUUUGCAGCUGGUGGAGGUCGCGGAAAGUCCAGUCAAACCAGCAGUGUGGCUCACAUCGAUCCUGAAGGCCAUUCGGAAAAGGCCAAGCACGCAGGAGUGGGCGGCACUGAAAAUCCAUCAAUAAACCACAACGUUUCUUCUGAAUAUAUCAAUGGAAAUGACAUCAAGAAGGAAAUCAAGGAAGACACCCCCGUGUAGAGUCAGCAGUCUUGUGGCAUGUGCUCUAGCCUAAGAACUUAAAGUUGGACGAAAAAAAAAAUUCCUUCCUAUUCAAUUAAUGGAUCUGAUUGCGCAUUCCUGUAAUGAGGAAGUAUAUUAUGAUCCAAAGUCUUUGACAGACUGAUUUCCGUGAUGCCUUCACCUGUCCUAUGUGGUUUUGAAGAGGGGAUGUGCACUAGGAGAAUUUCUAGAGACUCAGAUGCAUAGGACAGGACCCAUAUUACUUUAGUAGCUUAGGAAAUAGAUCUAAUGAAUUAUGAAACACAUCAUGUGAAUUCAGACCAUUCAGUAUGCAAACUUUUGUACUGACAAACGAGCAUUUUAUGAACGCUACCAUACUGAAAGUACUGAAGGAAUAGAGGUGGUUUGACUUCCACCUUGACUUUCUGUGGUUGCUGGGCAACUUAAGUCAUAGCUCAUACCAUUCAAAUUUGGUAUAGAAAAAAUCUUAAAAGCACAUUUUGUGCUCUCAGUUCUUUACAGUGACUGAAAAACUGAAUCAAAAAGUGAGCAUCAUUACUACUUAAAAGAGAAAGUUUCAGAAUGGCAUUGGGCUUAUAUUAUAGAUUAGAGGGUUUGUUACCAAAAUACUCAAGCAAUGCUUUUAAAUUAGUUUUUAUCAAAUGUCCUGUGUGAAGUAUGUGUGCAGUAUAGACUAUCAAAUUUCUUGUUCUGUUUUGACUUGGAUCUGAAGCUAGAAAUCAGCUAAUGCUUUCCCUUACUUCUCCUUUGGCUAGUUUCAGGUAUAAGGAUUAAAUUUAAUAGCAAUUAAAAAAAAAUAGUUACAUAUUAAAAUGUUGCAAGAAGUUUUAGGAUACACAUUUGUACACUUUUCAUAGUUUAGACUGCGACUGCCUCCAUACCAUAUCCCCUGUAGAGAACAUCCAGGCUCUCUAUGCCUCCCGUGAAAAAAAAAAAUGAUUAAUACUGAAUUGGCUGACAUUUUGGAAGACUGCCACAUACACUGCCACUUUUCUUCAGGAAUUUUAUUUUCAUUUUAUCCCAUUGAAAUUACUCUCAAUUUGGACUGAUCAGCAUUACUUUAUUUGUUAGCCAUACUAGCCAAGGGAAAUAAGGUGUUGUUUUGUGUGAUAAUGCAUAGAAGAUUUCUGUACAUAUUGAGCUGGAACACUGACGGAUCUACAAAUUGUUAAUUGCCACAACACUCAGAGUAGGAUAUUAAUUUGCACCCCCUAUUUUUAUCAUAAUGUAAAUAUGUACUGUUAAGUUGAUGAUUCCAAAGUUAUAGGGGCAUGUUAAAGAGGCUUAUAUGAAAGAGAUUACCAUAUUCUCCACAUUAUACAUGCUAUGCUUCAUGAAGUUGUAACAAACGCCUAAAUCAUACCCAGAACUCAUUUAUUGUUGUCUUUACUCAAUGAGCUCUUAUUGUGUCAACAGCAAUAUUCAUAUUUCAAUUUUUACAUUUCUAACAGUGACCAAAUUGCUACUGCAGAAGUAGUUCUUUAGACUGCUAAGCCUUGCUUUGGCAUUGUUUUGAAAAUCCAUUUCCUCAAAGUUUUUAGCAUUUCCCGAAGUUUCUGCUAAAUUUAUAAGUUGCUGUGAAAAAGUGGUGAAAGUUAGUGAUCUCAAUGGUAUUGAUGGACACGCUCAAAAUAGGAAUGUAUGUGUCAAUUGAAUGUGUUUAAGUGAAGCCUUUGAUAGUUAGAGAGGAAUAAUAAUUUUCACAAUUCGUUCAUUGAUUGAUCGUCAACUUUUCAUGUUAGAUUUUAUUUAUUGAAGUGCCAUUGAUCCAAAGUAACGGUAAUUUGGCAGGCUUUUCUUCAGUUUUAUUGACUUUUACCAGUUGAUUGGUUUGUAGGACCAUAUUGCUUUCCUUCAUUUGCAGAAGGUAGUUUAGCUUUUAAAAUCCUAGCUAAGUAUUUGUUGAUCCUGAGUGCAGAGUUUUAAUAUUUGAUAAUUUCUAGUGAGUAACAUAUGUAGGCUAAUACACUUUCAUAUUUAUAAAUCUGUUUUAUCCUUUUAUUGAACCCCAAAAUUUAGGUAUCAAUAUAGAUUUUCUUGUUUUCAAAUCAGAGUUGUGGUAUGGUAUACAGAAGUGAUUGUCAAAAGUCAUUAGACUCUAGGAACUUAUUCCCAAUCCAUUUUGUUUCUUUCAAUUGCUACAUUUAUUUGUAUCGUUUUUCAAACCAGUCUGUUGCAACAGUUGUUCUUCAUAUUUUGAAGCAAACGGGUGUACCCUAUUUUUAAAAAUUUACCAUGCAGAACAAAUUAAAAGACAGAAGAUAAGUAGAACAUAGGAUUGGUUGCCCAUUUUUCCUACUUAUUGUAAAUGGUGUAUCUUUUAUUUUUUUAUAUACUUAGUUGUACUCUUUUUAUAGCUCAGUCUGUUUCAUGCCAAUAUUCUCAUAUUUAUUGUUUGCUUACAAGACAUAGGUUGAAAUUCUGAAUGAUUCAAACUGUUUGAAUCUCAUUUUAAAUUCAUAAUUAAUUAGUGUGUGUUCUGUAACAUUCAUUAAGUACUGGUCUUCUUUGCAGUGUGAUGUACUUAAAGUUUUGCUUGGAGAAAUGAAAGUAUUUGAUAUUUCUUGUGUAAAGAUAAGGUCUUAGUUACUUAGGGAGAUGUGUAAAUACUAUGAUUAAUUGUGUUGUGAGCAUCGAACUAAGGAGUGGGAAAGAAGGAACGCUCCUUUUUUUUUUUUUUUUCAAAGCCGCAUUGUUGCUUUGUUGAUAAGCGCGUGCAUGAGCUUACAAAGAUAUUAUCUUUGCUUACUAAGAAUGUAAAUAGAUUUGGGGGCUGAUUCAUGUUCCGUUACACAAAUCAAGAUUUCACAUAUUAUUUCACAUCAAUCAUUGACAUCUAUAUUUUCUGUAAUCUAACCUUAAGGACAAAAGCUGAUAGUGCAAUUGCCAUUCCAGCAGAUUGAAAGAUAAAUUUGUUGGACCUUUACAAAUAUUUGUUUUCUUGUUUUACAUAUAAGUAUUAUUCUGUCCUUGAGUCUAAGUUGGCAGCUUUGUUGCUUCUGUAGCAGUGAUAAUUGAUCAGACCGUUUGAUUUUUGUUUUCCAAAGUGCUGUGAUUAUUAGCUAUCACUCACAUAAUAUCACUGCAAUAUUUAUUCCAUUUGAAUUUUAGAUGUUAUGACAGGAAUUUGUUUUUAAUUAAAUUCUCACUGGAUCUACUAUUGAUAUUACGCAUUAUAAAUAUUAUUUUUAAACACUGUGCAUAUAAGUAAAAUUCAAACAUUCCUUGUAAAAACUUGGAAAAACUCUAAUGUAUGUGCUUUACUCAGGUGGUUGGGAAAUCUGUGAGCAAAGACUUUGUAAUUGUAUUAAGACUAUUUAAUUUCAUUGAUGAUUACAUCAAUUCACCUAAUAUUUUCUUUUCCUUCUUUUUCAAUAAAUAUUGUUUUGAUUAAAA
Messenger RNA from Frankliniella occidentalis (western flower thrips), 5151 nucleotides. RefSeq names its product fasciclin-3 (gene Fas3). Gene Ontology annotation, cellular component: adherens junction. The transcript is spliced from 8 exons. Gene Ontology annotation, biological process: homophilic cell-cell adhesion; heterophilic cell-cell adhesion. The record is from RefSeq and is a predicted model, not a curated record. Bases 403 to 1752 code for a protein of 449 amino acids. Lineage: Eukaryota; Metazoa; Arthropoda; Insecta; Thysanoptera; Thripidae.